Messenger RNA from Seriola aureovittata, 2164 nucleotides. Its product is annotated as major histocompatibility complex class I-related gene protein-like. Gene Ontology annotation, cellular component: external side of plasma membrane. The record is from RefSeq and is a predicted model, not a curated record. Lineage: Eukaryota; Metazoa; Chordata; Actinopteri; Carangiformes; Carangidae. Gene Ontology annotation, biological process: immune response. The transcript is spliced from 8 exons. The coding region runs from base 98 to 1192 and encodes 364 amino acids.
ACGUCUCUCCGACAGACGGUGUCCGGCUCCCAUCGUUCACUUAAAAGAUUAUUUUUUAUUAUUUUGUCUCUCAGAGAUCAAGAUCUUCUCGGUCACAAUGAAUUCUCUGAUUUUCCUGCUUCUUGUGGGAAUACACGGCGCGACGGCAGCGACUCACUCUCUGAAGUAUUUCUACACUGCUUCCUCUCAAGUCCCAAACUUCCCAGAGUUUGUGGCUGUUGGGUUGGUUGAUGAUGUUGAGACGUUUCACUAUGACAGCAACACCAGGAGAGCAGAGCCGAAACAGGACUGGAUGAACGAGGCAGCAGAUCCUCAGUACUGGGAGAGGGAGACUGGGAGUUUUUCAGGUGCCCAGCAGACCUUCAAAGCCAACAUUGAAACUGCAAAGCAGCGCUUCAACCAAACUGGAGGAGUCCACGUUGCCCAGAAGAUGUAUGGCUGUGAGUGGGACAAUGAGACUGGAGAGGUUAAAGGUUAUGAUCAACACGGUUAUGAUGGAGAAGAUUUCAUAGUGUUUGACUUCAAGACAAAGACAUGGAUCGCUCCAACACCACAGGCUGUCAUCACCAAACUCAAGUGGGACAAUAACAAAGCUAAGAUCGCACAGGAUGAGCAGUACCUGAACCAGAUCUGUCCUGAGUGGCUGAAGAAGUAUGUGAACUAUGGGAGGAGCUCUCUGCUGAGAACAGAGCUUCCCUCAGUGUCUCUCCUCCAGAAGACUCCCUCCUCUCCAGUCAGCUGCCACGCUACAGGUUUCUACCCUCACAGAGCUGUGAUGUUCUGGAGGAAAGAUGGAGAGGAGCUUUAUGAGGACGUGGACCAAGGAGAGAUCCUCCCCAACAAUGAUGGAAGCUUCCAGAUGAGAGUUGACCUGAACAUUUCAUCAGUCACACCUGAAGACUGGAGGAGGUACGACUGUGUGUUUCAGCUCUCUGGAGUGAAGGAGGACGUCGUCACCAAACUGGACAAAGCAGCAGUUGAGACUAACUGGGACAGACCUGGAGUCAGAGGUGAUGGAGAGUUCCCCUCUGCUGCUGUCAUUGGAGUUGUUGCUGGACUGCUGCUCGUCCUGGCAGUCUGCACAGCUGGAUUCCUCAUCUGGAGAAGACGCAAUCAAAGACAAAGAGGGUUUAAACGUGCCAGCACUUCAGACACUUCAUCGUCAUCAGCUGAAGCUCCAGUUUCUAACUGAUCACAGAGACCGGCCAAGAUCAGAGGAUGAUGAUGAUGAAGACCAACCAAUGAUUUCACCAUCAACGUCUGAGUUUCUGCUUCUAAAUUACAACAACAGACACAAAAUCAAGAAAAUGGAAUUGGUGAAAUGUGCUUUCAUUUCUGAUAGUUUCAUCUUUGAUCAUCAUUCACACUCUUUACCUGCGUUCUUGCUUCAGUCCUGUGAACACACUGUGCUGCCACUGCUGGUACACACAGGUGUGUUUUCUUUUUGUUAAAUGUGUGACAGUCGGAGCGGGCACAGGUAUUCCUAUAACACUUAAUGACUAAAUAACAUCUGGAGAGAACAGAUGCUGCCCUCCAGCUGCUUCUGCAGAUGUGUUGUGGAGAGGGAUCACUGCAGCAGCUACAGGAGACCAAAGACACGAGGAGAGAGAGAAAGAAGAGCAGAGAGCCACGGCCAUGUUUGUUAGUGAAUGAACAAUACGUCCCGUGUUUGGAUUUAUCAUCGACCUUGAACUAAAUUUGUCACUUUUUUUCUAUUCCAGUGUUUGACAGAGUUAAAGUGAAGCAGACUUAGGUUGGACACACUUCUGCUGGGAUGCUGGUGUCUCUCCGUCCACUGUUAUUUCAUUGUACAGCCGUUUAAAUCUCUCAUUGAUGGUGUGUAAACGAUCUCUCACCUGUACAGCUGUUUUAGUGCGGUCUACAAGAAGAUACUAUCAGCUUUUCUUCUGUGGUGAACUGGAUUUUGUUUGUUAGAAAUGACUCCAGGUACAAAUUAUGUGUAGAUAAAAAUGAUUUUAUAAUCUAGUGUUUGAUUAGAAUUAUUCUCAGAGUUUUGAUGGGUUCUGUUUAUCUGUCUCUUUCUUUGGGAUCUGUUCUGUCAUUAUAAUUGUGUGUGUGUGUGUGUGUGUGUGUGUGUGUGUGUGCUGCAGUGAUAUUUGAUACUUAAACUUUUACAGAUUAGGGUUUUAUAAAUGAAUAAAAU